This is a messenger RNA of Oldenlandia corymbosa var. corymbosa, 2052 nucleotides long. NCBI's taxonomy places the organism in Eukaryota, Viridiplantae, Streptophyta, Magnoliopsida, Gentianales, Rubiaceae. The record is from the annotation of a GenBank genome assembly.
AUGAGUGGUUGCCCAUUAAGUGUGGGAAUUGCUCUGGCUAUGGACAUGAGGAAUCAGAAAGAAGGGGUUAGCAAUCCUGUUCCCAGCGAGGAGAAAGGGGAAGAUGCCAUUUCUCAGGCUCAAGCAGAUGAUGUUGUAUGUAAGGAAACAAGGAAGCAGCCUAUGAUAACAAACAUUUCUCAGAAAGAUGGUAAUCAAGGUCAGGCUAGAAAAGAGGCAAAAGGAGCAGAAGGCAAACCUACUAGACUGAGACAAGGGGGGGAAACAAAUAGCCAUACAGCUGUUCACCCUAUUAUAGGGCCUAGCAAACAUGGGCUUCUAGAAACCAAAUUACAAGAAGACAAAGUGAAGGUGUUAAUGGAGAAGAAAUGGCACCAACGCAGUGAACCAGUUUUUGAUCCAAACAUUGAAGCUACUAUACGCAGAGCCAGAGCAGCAAAAAGAAGGCAGAAUCAGUGGCAACAGAACCGCCAAGAAGGUUCAUCGGAAAUGGCUAACCAAGGUGGUAACCCGGAGAACAAUAGGAAUCCUGGUGGGGAUCAACAAAAUCGACCAGAGAGAUUGCUUAGAGAUUUCUUUAUCCCACAACAAGAAGAAGUCCAAUCCCCUUUGGUGUUCCCCGAUCAGCCUAAUUGGAACAAUGCACCACAACAAGGGAACUAUCAGAGGCCUACUCAACCCCCAAGAUUUCAUAGACAAGAUGGCCAACCUCCCAACUAUCAUAAUCAACAACGUUCUAACCAGCAAUACAUACCAAGGGAAGAUGAAUGGAUUUCUGUGCAAAAUGCAAUCAAGAAUUUUGCUGUGUCUUGGAAAAGUUUGGAAAAUCAGUUGGCUCAGAUUGCAAAACAAAAUGCUGAAAAACCAUCUGGAAGCAUGCCCAGUGUUACAGUUGUAAACCCCAAGGGGAAUGAUCAAAAGCAAGCAAAGGCUAUCACUCUGAGAAGUGGAAAACAACUCAAUCAGCCAAGUGAAAAAGUCACUCUCGUGAGUGAGCCUGCAGGUAAUAAGGAAACAUUUUCUGAGAAAAUAUCUGAUAAUGGUGAUUUGGUUGAACAUGAGCAAGCAACUAAAAAGCCUGGAAUGGAUGAAAUUCAAUUCCCAGCACCGAUUAAGAAGCCACAAGAGCCAGUUCCAAUACCCCCAUAUCCGGAACGGAUGAGGUACCUGUCACCCCAAUGUGAUUCUCCUUCCCCUCACGGGGAACCGACACCGCCGCCGCCUCCACAACCACCAAGGGCCCUCCAAGAACAAGCCCUCAACGCCAUCACAGACGAAUGGGAGCCAAGGCUAUUCCCGAGAAAGAAGGCUUGGGAUUUCUUGUUGAAACAUCUAAAGCGUAAGAUCAUUGCAGAAAGGGGAAUCGGUGAGGAUGGUGAAGCGUUCGCCUACAUCAAACGCCAUAGCACAGAAGGCAUUAGGGCCAUCUGGAAAUUGCCAAGAGUCAGCACCGAUUACAGGGAAACCAUCACUGCCCUUCAUCCGAAUCAGCCACUGGAGCAAGCAAUUCUGUCAAGACUGGCAAAGGAAGGCACAGAUUGGGAGAAGGAUGAUCAGGACAACCCCUUGGGAUUCUACGCUAAUGCCUUGCAAACGCCUGAUCUGAAUUUAUGGCACCACCUCAUCUGCUGCAACUUGAUGCCAACGACCUACACUUCCAAGGUCACCUACGAACAAGCCAUGAUACUAUCCCAAGGUGAAGAGCUGGUACUUCCCAGUGAUGAUUACCAUGCUUUGCGGAAGGGCAGGGGUGGCUUUCUGAACAUAGAUGCAAAGAGCAGCCUGCAACAACCUUUGAGGUUGAAUAAGUUGGACCAGAGACCCCCAGGUGCAUCUUCCUCAGGACAAGCAACAUCCACUCCCACUCCGGCUGGACAGUUGAGGCAGAGAGAUUUCAACAAGAAGACCAGGUUCAUCUUGGACUAUGUCCACCAGUGCCAGAUAAGGACUGAGCAAUUCCUACAAGAAAUGCACAAGUGCAUUGGAUACCCUGAAAAUUGCCCAUUGCCGCAUGAUCCACCAGCCCAUUCACUCCAUGGCAUGCCUCCAUGA